Molecule: messenger RNA, 1799 nt
Organism: Ostrea edulis (European flat oyster)
Lineage: Eukaryota; Metazoa; Mollusca; Bivalvia; Ostreida; Ostreidae
Product: talin-2-like
Exons: 8
Coding region: 1-903 (300 amino acids)
Biological process (GO): cell-cell adhesion
Cellular component (GO): plasma membrane; focal adhesion
Molecular function (GO): actin binding; integrin binding
Source: RefSeq, a predicted model, not a curated record
AUGCAAGGAUGUCAAUGUGAGGGGAAGGAAAAAUGUAUAGCUCGACCUGUAAACAAGCCCGAGUCCCCAGAUUAUUAUUCAGGUGUUCUAGCCACUGAGCUAGUCCAGGCUGAUAUUCAUAUACAUAUAGCCAAAAUUAUAACAACAACAUUUACCAGUGGUUCAAAAGCCUACUCAGGAGGCAAACAGACACUGGCAGCAGUGUCCAGACAAGUGGCUACGUCCGUACAGGACAUUGUCCACUGUGCCGAACUCAUUAAAGACACAGAUUGGGUUGACCCAGAGGACCCCACAGUGAUAGCAGAGAGUGAACUUCUGACAGCUGCCAAGUCAAUAGAGGCUGCUGCACAGAAACUCUCACAACUCAAACCACGCAAAAAGGCAAAGGAAGCUGAUAUGAGCUUGAACUUUGAUGAACAAAUUUUGGAAGCUGCCAAGUCCAUUGCCUCAGCCACUGCUGCUUUAGUGAGAUCUGCGCAACGAGAACUGGUGGCUCAAGGAAAGGCCAAAAUGGUGACAGCAGCGACACACAGCUUAUGCGAGUCAGCCAAUGCCAUGGUUCAGGGUCACGCCACGGAGGAGCGGCUGAUUGCCUCAGCGAAAGAGGUUGCGGGGUCAACAGCCCAUCUGUUAGUGGCCUGUAGGGUCAAGGCUGACCCGGACUCGGUUGCCAUGAAGCGACUUCAGGCUGCUGGGAACGCCGUCAAGCGAGCGACAGAGGUCCUGGUGAAGGCCGCAAAGCAGGACAAACAGCGAGAUGAAGAUGAUGUAGACGUGGCAGUGGAUUCCCGUGAAGUGGGCGGCAUUAAACAGUGGAUCGAAGCCCGAGAGAAGCUGGCUAAGUUCCGGAAGCAGCGGUAUAAAGACAACCCCCAGGACAACGACUCUUCUUCACCAUUCUAACUCUUCAGCUUCAAGUGUAUACGCAUAUUGCCUGUCAAAUGUAUUGUGAUUUCAUAAUGGCUUCCAUGUCUAAUGUUCGGGUCAAAACAAGACCAUGAAGACAAACGUUCCAGUGAAUGGGAUCUGGGGUGUGUUUUGGAUCAGGAAAGCGUUUUAGCAGAUUGGUUUUUUGUUAAGAGAGAUAAGAGGUGUGCUUGACUGCAUACCAUGGUUGAAUGGAAAUAGUAAACAGGGAUCAGAUACAAAGAUGACAUCUCCUAGUAUUUAUAGACAUGUUAUUUAUAGACAUGAUGUAACAUGUGGGAGGAGUGAUACCAGCAUUGUAGAACAUUCUAUUUUAAGAAAUUGUUAAACAAGAAAUAUUAAGAGAACACCUUCUACUCAGAAUAGAUAGAAUACAUGAGGCCUGUCUUAAUGGUACAUCUUUAUCAAAUGGAAUUGUCAUAGCAUAGUGUGUAUAUUGUAACACAAAAUUUGUGAUAUAUGUGUGUUUAAAAUAAUAGAAUUAUUAUGCAAUAUUAAUAUAUGAAUUUUUAAUACCACUUUCACUUGAAAACCAUAUUUUUGUGGAUUCGCUAUACAACUCUGUAAUGAAAUAAAUAAUGUUGCUGACACUGCAUGUGAUGUGAGACGUAUGUACAAAUAAUAACAUUAUGUAUCAAUACCUAUAUACUAACAUCAUGGAGUAAUCCUCCCUCAUUUUUUGGAAUGAGUGUGAACCAUAAUUUUUUUGUUUGCUGUUGCUAUAGAAACACUAGGCCUGGGUGUUUAUUUUGUUAGCUGUUGCUAUAGAAACACUAGGCCUGGGUGUUUAUUUUGCUAGUUUUACUUUGUGUUAACAAUAGACAUUUAUGGAUGACAUUUUUAUUUUAUGGCUUUAUGACGAGUAAUACCAA